Ostrea edulis (European flat oyster) is the source of this 1125-nucleotide messenger RNA. Its product is annotated as rhodopsin, G0-coupled-like. The record is from RefSeq and is a predicted model, not a curated record. The transcript has 5 exons. Gene Ontology annotation, molecular function: G protein-coupled receptor activity. NCBI's taxonomy places the organism in Eukaryota, Metazoa, Mollusca, Bivalvia, Ostreida, Ostreidae. The coding region runs from base 1 to 1125 and encodes 374 amino acids. Gene Ontology annotation, biological process: G protein-coupled receptor signaling pathway. Gene Ontology annotation, cellular component: membrane.
AUGUGGUCCAGGCAGAACGCUAGCGGUAUCCUGGGGUGGGAGAAAUUAGAUGACGCUAGUUACGUGGCCAUUGGUGUUUAUCUCAUGAUACUUGCUCCAAUAGCCAUAUUUGGAAACUGUCUUGUCCUGUUUGUGUUUUGGCGGAAGAGUUUGUACAAGCGACCGGUGAAUUGGUUCAUCGUUAAUUUAGCGGUGUCGGAUCUAAUCGUCGCCGUUUUUGCCCACCCUUUGUCUGCCAUCUCUUCCUUUAGUCAGAGAUGGAGUCUCGCCACCACGGGUUGUUACCUGUACGGUUUUAUCGCCUACACGGGCGGCUGUAAUAAUAUCAUGACCUACGCUGCUAUCAGUUACUUCCGCUGUCAGAUUGUUUGUGAUAACAGAUAUGUUGCUAGAGUGAAGGGCGGGCGGAUUAUAAGCAUGUUGGUCAGUAUUUGGAUGUUUAGUCUGUUCUGGACGGUGUCACCCCUCCUGGGUUGGAACACUUAUGAGCUUGAGCCGUAUGAACUGACAUGUAGUCUCCGCUGGUUCGGAAAUUCUGCCGCCGACAAGUCCUACAUCUGGCUGUGUCUCAUAUUUGUGUACUUGUCCCCAUUAUCCAUCAUGAUUUAUUCUUACAUCCGGAUCGCUAAACACGCCCGACGUCUCUCUGCAAGCAGCCUGCCCGGGAACAAUGAGACAAAGUCCAAAUUCUUGUAUAAUUUGGAGAAAGGAGCAACGAGGAUUUCGCUGAUUAUGACGUUCACGUUCAUGUUUACUUGGACACCGUACGCCAUCCUGUCAUUGAUGACUUCAGUUGGCCUCAUCACCAGGUCCCCUGCCAUCCUAUUGCCGACUCUAUUCGCCAAAUCUUCCUGUGCUUACAACCCAUUUGUGUUCUUUCUGAGUCACAACACAUUCAAAUCCUUUAACUGGGGAUUUGCGUCGUGCGCACAGAAUAAGGAGGAGCAGGAAUCUACAAAGGUGUACAUAAGCAGAGUGAGGUUUCAGAACCGUAUAAAACCCUCAGACACGGCCAGCAGUUCGACGGCUAAAGUUGAUUCAACGAGGAGAGACAUUGAUCAUCAGAAAAGUUCAAGACAUGUUACAUUAACAGUUUCUGACUUGAUGGAAACCAGUACAGGUUGA